Messenger RNA from Rubroshorea leprosula, 1205 nucleotides. The record is from the annotation of a GenBank genome assembly. NCBI's taxonomy places the organism in Eukaryota, Viridiplantae, Streptophyta, Magnoliopsida, Malvales, Dipterocarpaceae.
CGAAUUCAACACAUAUUAAUUACAUGCUAUUAAAGAUCUGUCAUUCAUUCAUCAACAAAAUAACAUCAUACAUCAACAAACAUAGAAAUCUAAAAGUGAAAAUUCCAGAAAAAGACAGCGGAUCCGGUUCAAACAGAGGAACCCCACACACGGGAUCAAGCUCUGUUCGUCACCUUCACCACCCUUUUCCUGAAAUUUCUCAGUUUCAGAAAAUUACCUAAGGGCAAGAAAACCCCAAAAAUGUUAAAUCUCCAGCUGGUCUCUUUUAAAAAAAUUCACAAUCCUUCUCUUUCAGCCGCUCGAAAUCUCCUUCUAUUCCUCCCAAAACUCAGGCGAAAAACUCCUCCACAGAAAACCAGACCCCCCCCUAAAGACCUCUGCCUCUUGCUCUAUAUAGACCCAAAUAACAGUACAAUAACAUAAAAAAAAUUUCUCUGAGGAUGCUAAUUGUCUGUUAUUCACUGUCUUUUCUGCAUGGCUGUAGCGUACAGGUUGCAGGGCGCGGGAUUGGGCACUGGAGUGCAUGAGGCGCAGCAAGGUGCAGCAGCAGGGGUGCAGGCUCGGUGCAGGGGGGUAGGUGCAGCGUGCGAGGGGGUGAUGAUGGCUAGGUGUAGGGCAGGUUGCAGGCGUGCGAGGGGGUGAUGAUGGCUAGUUCGGUGAUUGGGGCUAGGGCGCGGUGCAGGGCUGGUGCAGGCUAAGGGUCUGGGUAGCAAGCAGGGUUCAGGUGAGGCCUAGCAAGGUCGGGCGCAGGAGUAGGGGAUCUGGUGAUGAGUGCAGAUCUGGGCUUGGGCAGAGGCGGGUGCAGGCGCGUAGGGGGUAGGCGAGCAGAGGAGGGUGGAGGCUGAUUCGGUGCAGAGCAAGGCUGGUGCAGGGGCGCAUGAUGGCUCGGGCGUGCAAAGCUGGUUGGUUUGGGAGGAAGCUGUUGGCUGGUUUUGGGGAGGGAAGGAAAAGGAGAAGUCGGGUUGAAUGGGUUUGGGUUUGAGUAUUUGGGUUUUGGGUAUGGGCUUGUUUUUUUGGGUUUUGGUGGGCUUUGGGUUUGGGUUUUUAGGUAAUUGGGUUGGACUUGUAAAUUCAUUUUGAUGAACUUCACCCCUCCAUCUUUUGAUUUCUUCAAUCGAGUCCCUUGUCUUGAUUUCCUUUUCCCGUUCUUCUUGAAUUUCGUUUUACACAUAACCCCUGAAACAAAAUAAAGAUGUAUUAGUCAA